GUGGUCUGGGGCUCCAGCCUGGACUUGCCACGGAGCAGGGUCUGCACCUGCGCUGGCCGCAUCUACCUGGGCAGCUGUGAGCUGAGCCCCGCGGGGGCCCUGGGGCUCUCUCACCCCCAUCCUGACAGAGCAGGCUGCUCGAGAAUGGGGACAGAAGCUCUGGUUUGGAAACACCCUUGAAAGCAGAGGACCCGCCUCCGCCCUGCGCUCCCUCCCCCACUGUCUGGCAUCCCGCUCCGCGGCUCCUACCUGGGUGCUCCUGAGUUAAAUGGCCGAUAAGCAGAUCAGCCUGCCAGCCAAGCUCAUCAAUGGCGGCAUCGCCGGCCUGAUUGGGGUCACCUGCGUGUUCCCCAUCGACCUGGCCAAGACGAGGCUGCAGAACCAGCAGAAUGGCCAGCGCGUGUACACCAGCAUGUCCGACUGCCUCAUCAAGACCAUCCGCUCAGAGGGCUACUUCGGGAUGUACCGCGGAGCUGCCGUGAAUCUGACCCUCGUCACCCCCGAGAAGGCCAUCAAGCUGGCAGCCAAUGACUUCUUCCGAUACCAGCUCUCCAAGGACGGGCAGAAGUUGACCCUGUUUAAGGAGAUGCUGGCGGGCUGCGGGGCAGGCACCUGCCAGGUGAUCGUGACCACCCCCAUGGAGAUGCUGAAGAUCCAGCUCCAGGACGCGGGCCGCCUCGCUGCCCAGAGGAAGAUCCUGUCCGCCCAGGCCCAGCUCUCAGGCCAGGGGAGUGGCCAGCCCUCGGUGGAGGCUCCAGCCGCCCCCCGCCCCACAGCCACGCAGCUGACCCGGGACCUGCUGCGGAGCCGCGGCAUCGCUGGCCUCUACAAGGGCCUGGGGGCCACGCUGCUCAGGGAUGUCCCCUUCUCCAUCGUCUACUUCCCCCUCUUCGCCAACCUGAACGAGCUGGGCCGGCCAGCAUCCGGGGACAAGUCGCCUUUCUACGUGUCCUUCCUGGCCGGCUGCGUGGCUGGGAGUGCGGCCGCCGUGGCCGUCAACCCCUGUGACGUGGUGAAGACCCGGCUCCAGUCGCUGCAGCGUGGCAUCAACGAGGACACCUACUCGGGAUUCCUGGACUGUGCCAGGAAGAUCCUGCGGAACGAGGGCCCCUCUGCCUUCCUGAAGGGCGCUUACUGCCGCGCCCUGGUCAUCGCCCCGCUGUUCGGCAUCGCUCAAGUGGUCUACUUCCUGGGCAUCGCUGAGACCCUGCUGGGGCUGCCACGCGUCCAGCCCUGAGCCCAGCAGCCGCCCCUCGCCCUCCAGUCAAGCAGGACCAGAGAGGGGGCCGAGGCAGGCAGCCCCCCCACCGGGGAAAGCACGAGAGUCUCUCCCCACCCGGAUGGGUGGGGGUGGGGAGAGGGGGAGUGCAGGUGUGCACACGCGUGCCUGGCGGGGUCCUGCCUACACAACCCCCGGGAUCAACGUCUUACUUACUUAGAAAAGGCCGAAACCAUUACAUUCCUGGAGCCAGCCCUGCCCACCUUUGCCCCAGUCUGAACAACCCCCAGGGAUAGAGCUGGUCUCUGGACUGGGGGCCCCCAGCCUGGGCUGGGCAAGCUGGACCCUCCCCUCCAGUCUACCAGCUCCUGUCCCCGAGGCUUGGCCCCUAGUCCACAGAGGGGACCCCGCACAAACCUAUUUAUUAACUUGCCGAGCACAAGCGGCUCUGUCCACCCCUCCGUCUGUCCGUCCAGCCUCCCCUGCUGCUGUUCUCUUGCCUUGGCCAGCCUUGCAGGAGGAUCGGGCUCUCCUGCCCCCCAUAUUGAGCCAGGAAUCCUAGACGGGGGGUGGCCCUGAGUGCUGACUCCCAGGACAGGUCCCCCGCCCCCACUGUGGGACCCAGCCCCCGUCCCCAGCUGGGGACCCAGCCCAUGUGAGGUGUGUGUGUAGGUGAGAGAGAGAGAAUGUUGGGGGCGGGUGGCGGCCGCCCUCUGCUGUGGGGGGCUCCAGCCGUCCCCAUGUGGCCAGGCAGUGUGUGUGUGUGUGUGUGUGUGUGUGUGUGCGUGCAGGAGUGUGUGAGCACAUGGGUGUGUGCCCUUGACUCCCCAGUGACCCCGUCCAGGAAUCUGUCUCCGCCCGCCCCUACUUCUGAAGCCACGCCCCCUCCAGGGCCGGGUGGGCCAGAGGGGAGGGCAGGCAUGAGGACCAGUAUGGAGCCCGGGAGCAUCUUCUGGGGGGCACCAGGAGCAGCCCCUCCCGUCUUCCCCGGGCCUAGCCUGCUCUCCGGGCCUCUGCUUAAGGCCCCUGACCACACUUAGUAAAGCUCCGCCCUCCCCGGCCCUCGGUGUUGUGAACUGAGGCAGCUCGUCCUGACCUGCCCCGCCCCUAGCCACGUGGUCGUGUUGGUGAUUGAUCUGAUGUGGCGGUGCUGUGUCCCCCACCCCUGGGCCCCUCCCCGGAGCCCCCUUCCCAGUGACACUACCUGGGGCUCAGGCCUGGGCCCCCCAGUUCACGGUUGUUCCUGGGAGCUGCUCUCUCCCGUCACAUCUGUACCUUGGAAGCUGCUGCUGCUGCUUACAGAAUUAUAUUUUUUUCCUUUGAAGAGUUUUAAGAAGUUGUAACUUUUUGUGUCUUGUCCUGUAAGAAGAUAAAUAAAUAUUCUAAGUAGA
Messenger RNA from Dama dama (fallow deer), 2610 nucleotides. RefSeq names its product solute carrier family 25 member 22 (gene SLC25A22). Gene Ontology annotation, biological process: aspartate transmembrane transport; malate-aspartate shuttle; L-glutamate transmembrane transport. The transcript has 10 exons. Lineage: Eukaryota; Metazoa; Chordata; Mammalia; Artiodactyla; Cervidae. Gene Ontology annotation, molecular function: L-glutamate transmembrane transporter activity; L-aspartate transmembrane transporter activity. The record is from RefSeq and is a predicted model, not a curated record. Bases 269 to 1237 code for a protein of 322 amino acids.